Messenger RNA from Beauveria bassiana ARSEF 2860, 1536 nucleotides. RefSeq names its product monooxygenase-like protein. The record is from RefSeq and is a predicted model, not a curated record. The transcript has a single exon. The coding region runs from base 1 to 1536 and encodes 511 amino acids. NCBI's taxonomy places the organism in Eukaryota, Fungi, Ascomycota, Sordariomycetes, Hypocreales, Cordycipitaceae.
AUGUCAAACGGUAAUAGCCGCGCCAUCGACUACGACGUCGUCAUAGUCGGCGCAGGCAUAUCUGGCAUUAGUUUUGCCUAUAGACUGCAACAGACGAAUCCGAACCUGUCAUACGCCAUCAUCGAGUCCCGACACGAAAUUGGCGGCACAUGGAGUUUAUUCAAAUACCCGGGUACGCCAAAGUCCACAAAGCCGCCUCCCAACUCGACGUCACUGACCAUUACUUUUAACCUAGGCAUCCGAUCCGACUCCGAUCUGUACACUUUCAGCUUCCCAUGGAAGCCAUGGACCAAAGGGCAGGCCAUUGCAGAGGGGGCCUUGAUCCAAGAAUACCUUCACGAGGCGGUUGAAGAACAAGGCAUUGCGCCGCACAUUAAAUUCAAUCGCAAAGUUCGUGCAAUGGACUGGUCAAGUAACACCAAUACUUGGACAUUCGAUAUAAUUGGAGAAGACAAGAAGCAGAAGCAGCUACGCAGCCGCUUCGUCUGCCUCGGAUCGGGCUACUACGACUACGACGAGCCCCUGAAAGCAGUGAUCCCCGGCAUCGACCAGUUCCAGGGUCCUGUCAUUCAUCCGCAGUUUUGGCCCCAAGACUUUGACUAUACCGAUAAAAACGUCGUCAUCAUCGGCUCGGGCGCCACGGCCGUGACGCUACUGCCGAGCAUGACAGACAAGGCCGCUCAUGUGACGAUGCUCCAGCGCUCGCCCAGCUGGAUUAUCCCCGUCAAGAACCGCAGCGGCGGGCUCGAGGCGCUCAUGCAGCGCUGGCUGCCGACGCAGCUCGGGUCGGCCCUCGUGCGCUUCCGCCGGACGCUGCUCAGCUUCCUCUUUGUCAGGUACUGUCUCUGGCGGCCCGCGUCGGCGCGCAAGCUGCUGCUCGGCGCGACGGAGAAGCAGCUGCCCGCCGGCACCGACAUGGCGCCCGACUUUGUGCCGGCGUACGACCCUUGGUCGCAGCGGCUGUGCGCGACGCCCGACGCCGACUUUUACCAGGCGCUGCGGGCGGGGCGGGCGAGCGUCGCGACGGGCCGCAUCGCGACGGUGACGGAAAGCAGCAUCAAGCUCACGUCGGGCGCGGAGCUGCACCCAGACGUCAUCGUCACCGCCACGGGGCUCAAGACGACGGUCGGCGGCAACGCGCGCAUCGCCGUGGACGGCGCGCCCGCGCACAUUCCGGACCUGUACGCGUGGAAGGGCGCCAUGCUCGAAGGGCUGCCGAAUCUGUUUUUUGCCUUUGGCUACGUCGACGCGAGCUGGACGCCCGGCGCCGACGCUACCGCGCAGCUGGCGGGCCGCAUGAUUCGGCAGCUCGACCGCGAGGGCAAGCAGGCGCUGAUCCCUACGCGGACGGCCAGGGAAAAGGCCACGAUGCAGGAUGUGCCGUUUAUGCGCCUCACGUCCACGUAUGUCAAGUCGGGGCUGAGCAACCUGCCCAAGACGGGCGAUGCCAAGCAGUGGCUUCCGCGGUCGUACUACUUUAAAGAUGUCAUGAAUGCGUGGUGGGGAGACAUUCGGUCGAGUAUUGAGUGGAGAUGA